This is a messenger RNA of Ochotona princeps (American pika), 4626 nucleotides long. RefSeq names its product SR-related CTD associated factor 11 (gene SCAF11). The coding region runs from base 268 to 4455 and encodes 1395 amino acids. Gene Ontology annotation, biological process: spliceosomal complex assembly. The transcript is spliced from 16 exons. The record is from RefSeq and is a predicted model, not a curated record. NCBI's taxonomy places the organism in Eukaryota, Metazoa, Chordata, Mammalia, Lagomorpha, Ochotonidae. Gene Ontology annotation, molecular function: RNA binding.
GGCCGGUGCGGGCGGCGUCAGCGCGGCGCCGGGAGGGAGCGCGCAGCCGGGCCGCCGCCUCGCCCGCGCCUGCUCGGGCGUCCGCACGCAGCCGCGGGCGCAGGGCCGAGCUCGGGAGCCCGGGCCCGAGGUGGAUUCUGUGCCCUUUCGUCUGUAAUAGUGCUUACAUGUGUCGUUGGUUUAUAGUGAUUCCUCUCCGAAAUCUCUGUUGGAAUCAAAUCCCUCCUUCAACUGCCUUAACAGGAAACUGGAGCCCGAGGAGAAGUGAUGCGGGAAGCGGCCCACGCCCUCAGUGCGGGAGAGCAGGACGUGGCAGACAUGGAAGGUGAAGGGACUGGCGAGGACACUGCUGCCACCCGCCUGCGGUAUGACAAGUCUGGAAGAUGUCCAAUAUGUCUUAAUUGCCUGUCGGAGAAGGAGGUUGGCUUUCCGGAAGGCUGCAGUCAUGUCUUCUGUGUGAGCUGUAUUCUGCAGUGGGCAGAGACCCUGGCUUCAUGUCCUAUUGACCGAAAACCGUUUGAGGCGGUGUUAAAAUUCAGCAUAUUGGAAGGCUGUGUUAAGAUUCAGGUAAAAAAGCAGCAGAGAGAAACGAAAGACAAGAAAAAUGAAGGCUUUUUAAAGGAACAGCUUUCCUGUUAUGAAAGUUGUAAAAGUUCUAUAAGGAGAGGAAUCUUUGGAAAGGAAGGUGUCUUGAGUGCAGGAGAUCAUGGCUCGAGUGUGACACACGGAACCUCUCCACACGGUGAAGCAGGAGUGAAGGAGCAUGCAGGGGCAAAGCCGCGGCGAACCAAUCAGUGUGGAAGUUUCAGAAAUUGUGUCUCCAGUGUCUUCUGUUCGGACGGUUACACUGGAGAGGCUUCUCUUACCUACCUAGCCUACUGUACAGAAUUUAUAGAAGUCAGCGAAGUCAGUGACGUGAUAAGGCACAAGAGACAAGAGCUGGGAAUGUCGUGGUUUCCUGAUGCAGUCCUUGGAACUGGAAGAAUUGGCUUUACACCCUGGGGCACCGAGACAGGGAGCCUCCCUGUCAUUUCCCCCUUACUGCCUAGAGCUGUGUUUCCAACACAUUCCACUUCUUUUGAAAAUUUUGAUUUUUCUUGCAAAGGAUAUGCGUUAGCGCAGACCCAGGAAGGAGAAGAAAAGAAGCAAGCUUCCGGUGCGGCAACUACGAGAGGGUCGAGACGGAGGUCUGCAGGAGCCACGCCCACGAGGAGGUCCACACGGAACACCCGAGUGGACACGGUCAGCCCCGCCCAGAAGUCUCCCGUGUCCAGUGGCUCUGGCUGCGAUGCGCCAGGUGGCAGUGAUCCUCCUGUCAGAGCGUCCUCUGCAGCUGAGUCUGAGAAGCCAGCGAGACAGGCUGCAAAGCGGAAGCCCGCCAGGAGGGGACGGGAGCCGCCUCUGUGGAAGAAGAAACUUCGGAGCUCUGCCCCACCUCCUGAAGAACAGGCUGCAGGGGACUCAGUGGGUGAAGAGACAGCAGAGCCGGCCGCACCACCUGUGCCGGAGAGAGAAGCCCCAUCCGACGUGGAGGCGGGUGCCAGUGCUGAGCAGGCACAGGCAGACGGUCAAGCUGCUGAAGGCUUGAAAAGCCCUGGUGAGCCCGUGGAGGGCUGCGAGGACCAUGCCGAGCACUGUGACCUUCAGGAGCAGGGAGAGCGUGCAGAGGCCACAGCACGUGCAGCAGAUCCUGGGGAGGACCUGAUGACACCUGCGGGUGGAGGUGAAGAGGCUGCCGUCGAGUGUUCAGAAAGUGGGACAUCUCCCUGUCCAGUUGAGGAAGGAGGCGAGGUGCCGGAAAGUCAAGGGCAGGCAUCUGCAGCCUCCACCACACAGGCUGAAGCCGGCUGUGCGCCCUCACAGGUGCCAGGGGAAGGCCAGCAGCCCGUGCCUGCUCCUGAGGACACAGGGCUACCGAGUGCUUUGCUGAGUGCUGUCGAUCGGGAAGACCCCCCAGGGAAACCAGAAGAGCUCCUGGAGAAGCCUGUGGGAGAGUCUGCAGAGGAAGAAGUCACACAGGCAGGGGACCCAGAGUCUGGCGAGAGCCUGGGGGGUCCCCUGGUGGCGCGCGCAGGAAGUGGAGAUGCUGAAAUAACCGAGCGCGAAGGUUCUACUGGGCAGGAGUCCGAGAAGAAUUCUUUACAGAAUCAUCCCAAUGCUGAGCUGGACACGUCUUCAGAAGGAAAGGCUGAGCCUGUGGCUGAGGCUCCCCCACGUGUGCAGCUGCCUGCCACAGGCGGCGGGGAGACCAGCGAGACCAGCGAGACGGCGCCCGUGGGCUGCGACUUGCCUUGCAGUGACCGCAAUGAAUCUGAAACCGAACCUUCGAUAAGUGUUGAUUCGAAGCAGCUGAGUGAGGAAUGCGUGGCACACGGUUCUGCAAAUGACAUGCCACCUCCUGAUGCUGCCAGUGACAAGGCUGACAGUGUAUCUCAACCAGCUGGGAGCCCUGUAGAGGCAGCAGCGAAGGCCAGAAAACCCCGUGCUCGAAGAUCCAGGUUCCAUUCCCCGUCCACCACGUGGUCUCCCAGCACAGAUACUGCUCAAGAAAAGAAGCGCGUGCAGUCUCCUUCUCCCAGGAGAGAAACGGGGAGAGAAGACCAGGCGUGUCCGUCACCGGCUCCUCAGAAAGAGUCCGCCAGGGGGCGUAGGAAAUCUUGCUCUCACUCCCCAAAAAAGGAUGUGUCCCCGUCUCCAAAGAGAGAGAGUGCUCGGGAAGGCAAGAGGCCUGGCUCCGGGUCCCCAAGACGGGAUCCCUGCAGGGAGAGCAGGCGCUCUCGGUCCAAAGGGAAAGACUCCUCCUCCAGGGAGAAGUCCAGGUCCCGCAGCAGGGAGAGAGAAAGAGGCAGCAGAAGGUGGUCGAGGUCCAGAUCCCAUUCGCGGUCGCCGUCAAGAUCCAGAACAAAGAGGAAGGGCUUCUUGCCUGGGAGAAGCGACAGGCACGGCUACUCUCCCCGGUGGAAAGACAGGUGGGCCAGUGAUGGCUGGCGAUGCCCACGGGGCAGUGGUCGCUACAGAAAGGACGACCCCGGGAAGCAGAGAGAAAAUACGAGGAAAGAAAGAAAUGAGCUCAACCCAGGUGUUGAUGACCCAGGUUGUCCUGACAAAGUUAGGAAUGACUGCCCCAGUUGGGUGACAGAAAGAAUAAACUCUAGGCCUGAUCCCAGGACCAGACACCCAGAGAAGUCACAGGAGUUUCACUGGGAAGAAAAUCGGAGUGAGAAUUCAGGGAGUUUCUGGAAUAGAAACUUUGGUUCCGGGUGGCUGUCUAACCGGGGUAGGGGCCGCCGAGGCAGAGGCGCUCACCGAGGCCAUUUUGCUCACACAGAUCAGAGUGAAAACGGGCGGCAAAGUCGGAAGCUGCUCUCAGGGAAUUCAAACAGUUCAGGGGAUGAGUCGUUCAGAUUUGCAGACCAGCAGUCCUAUAAGCGGAAAAGCGAGCCGGAGUUCUCAUUCGACACACCGGCAGACAGGUCCGGAUGGACGUCCGCGUCCAGCUGGGCCGUGCGGAAGACGCUGCCCGCAGAUGUGCAGAAUUAUUACUCCCGGCGCGGGAGGAGUGCCUCGGGCUCGCAGUCGACAUGGAUACGACAGGAGGAGGACACAGCAGACCAGGAUUGUAACCUCAAAGACCAAACAAGCCAACAAGUCGAUGGUUCCCAGCUGCCACUGACCACGCUGCAGCCGCCCCUGCAGCCGCCCCUGCAGCCGCCCGUGAGCAUGAUGCAGCCCCAGCCUGUGAACAUGUACCCCUACCCUGUGGGGGUCCCGGCUCCUCUGCUGGGCGUGCAGCGUGGCCCCUUCCCCAUGCACCCGCAGCUGCCGGUGCACCUGCACGCCGGGCUGCCUCUGCUGCAGGUGGCUGCCGCUCCUACUGUCACAUCUCAGGGACCACCCCCGCCCCCGCCCCCGCCUCCGCCGGCUCAGCAGGUCAGCUACGCGGCCCCCCAGCCCGAGGGGAAGCAGCUGCAGGCUGUUCCCAGUGCGUCUCAUGGAAGCAGCAACAUGAGCGCAGCCGUGCUGCCCGCCCCGCCAGCAGCCCCAGGAAGCGUGGGGACAGUUCCGGGACCAGGUGCUGGGAACACUUCGUCGUCUGGCCACGGCAGGGCGUCUAACGCUGGGAAACUGGCAGACAGCAAAGCAGGUGGCACGGUGGAAGCCAGUGCAGACAGCUCCGAGACAGACAAGAAAUUACAAAUUCAAGAGAAAGCUGCACAGGAGGUAAAAUUGGCCAUUAAGCCAUUUUACCAAAAUAAAGAUAUCACGAAGGAAGAAUAUAAGGAGAUUGUACGGAAAGCAGUGGAUAAAGUGUGUCACAGUAAGAGUGGAGAAGUAAAUUCUACGAAAGUGGCCAAUCUGGUAAAAGCCUACGUAGACAAAUACAAGUAUUCACGGAAGGGGAGCCAGAAGAAAACUCUGGAAGAAGCUGUGUCCACUGAGAAACACGUGGGCUGAGGGGGACGCUCCGUCGAGGACGGCUCAAGAUCUCUGCCAAGUGCAGUUUCAGCUCGUACCACUGGCUGGGAAUCACACGUGGCUGUGAUUGGCAUUUGGUUUUGAUAAAAUUAUUUUUUUUAAUGUAGGAGAUCCUGAUUUCUUCUAAAUAAAUACAGUUCUACACUGCAA